GCAGGAAAAGUGUUAAUGACGACUGUUUCAAUGGUCGACGAUUUGCAUCGAUGGAGAACCAAUUGGACCAUUAGGGUCAAGGUACUAAAGAAAUGGAAAGAAUAUGGUGCACGCGGUAAAGAAAUUCUACACUUUCUUCUCGCCGAUGAAAAUGAAAGGAAAAUUCAUGCAUCUGUCGAUUGGUCCAGUUUAGUUAGAAGAUUUGAUACUAUUAUGCUUGAAGGAGAAUGGAAGGUGAUCACUAACUUUGUUGUCAAAGAUUAUUCAUCACGUCAUCGUCUAAGUUUUGUGCGUGUAGAAAUCAAUCUUGUGGAGAACACAACCAUUUUCAAUGCAACUGUUAAUAAUGAUAGUCAUUUCACCGAUUUCGUAAGUUUUGGUGCUAUCAAAUCCGGGAUAGCUGACUCUUCAUAUCCAAUCGACUUGAUUGGAUAUGUAGACUUUGUUUGGACAAAUGAAUUAGUUAUGGAUCCUUCAUUUGUAGGAGAUUAUUUGAAUCCUCAGACAAACAGAAUCAAAAUUGAUUUAAAGGACAUCAAUGGUUAUGAGCUACAAGUCUUUGCUUAUGGAAAAUUGGCCAUUGAAUUCAUGGAGAAAUAUUCAUUACAUAAUGUUCCGGGAACUGUUUGUGUUUUGACUUACUGGAAAAUUAAGAAGAUUAAUGACACGUGGGAAAUUAUGGACAAUGGUGCUGUUUCAAGGUUUGAAUUUAAUCCUACUUUGCCAGAGGUUUAUGAAUACCAAAACGUGAUGGAUGCUCGUGAUUAAGAAUUUGGAGAUGCAUCUGAAAAUUAUGAAGAUUGAUCUAAUUUCUAAAUUUCAUUAUUCUCUUCAUCAUGACAACUUUGUUUUCUUAAAAUAAUUCUCCAG
This is a messenger RNA of Thlaspi arvense, 870 nucleotides long. NCBI's taxonomy places the organism in Eukaryota, Viridiplantae, Streptophyta, Magnoliopsida, Brassicales, Brassicaceae. The record is from the annotation of a GenBank genome assembly.